Molecule: messenger RNA, 1146 nt
Organism: Rubroshorea leprosula
Lineage: Eukaryota; Viridiplantae; Streptophyta; Magnoliopsida; Malvales; Dipterocarpaceae
Source: the annotation of a GenBank genome assembly
AUCUAGCUUAGCCUAAAAAAUGAAAAUUUUGGUCAGGUGAAGAGGGCUGUGGGUACAAGAGAUUUUGCCACGUAUACCAAUUGGCCAUAACAAUCCAAAGCACAAGGGACAAUAGAAAAGACGGUGGUCAACAGGAAAUCUUAUUCAACAACUCAAUUAUUGCCAUGGGGAAGGGGAGUUCAAAUGGGAUGAUAGACAUUAGGACAUUUCCUGAAUAUUAUCUCACUAGUUCAGUUCAACCUUGUUCAUAUGCUUCAGCCUUCAAAUCUAAACAAAAUUGAUGACUGAAGAAAUAGGCAGACAAAAAAGAGGACUUCCACCAUGCUUACAAAGCUAAAUUAUCCCUGCAUUGAAUAUUUGAGUAAGACCUUGGCUUUCAGUUUGCUUCAUAUUUUGGAUCAGCCAUCACUUAAUGGCAUGCAAAUAUGCAAUUACCAGAGCAAAAAGUGAAGACGCCAAGAAAGUAGAAAAAAAAUCCCAGGUCUUGAUCAUCAAUCAUCUGUAACAACCCACGGAGAAUUUACAUAUAUUACUACCUCCGAUUGAACCUGUUAAUAUUUGUAAUUUUAAAAGCUAUUACCCAAGGAAUUCGUCGGCUGCAAGCUAAUUAGCGACAUCAAUGAUAACAAGUUAUUCUCUAAAAUACCAAAAGAAUGCAGGUUGUCCAAUUGAAGACAAGUAUCCCAUGCCACCUUGAAUCCUCCACUCUUAUAACAUUGAUGACAGGAAAUUCAUCUAGUAGGCAGGUGAACUAGAGAUGCAUUCUUUAUCCAAAUUUUAAUCAAAGUGCUAUCCCACUGGAAUUGUAAUCACUGUGCAACAAACUAUGCUGUAUUGCUCAAGAGCCAGAGUCAUUUCUUAAAGACUACAAAUAUUUUCUUUCUUCCAAUCCUGCUAACCGUAACUGACUCUUACUCUUUUUGGGCCAAAACAAUAUGUAGCUAACUCUUGAAAAACUAGCAAAAUGAUACUUAGCACAAAUCCUAGCCAAAAGGCCAAGAAUGGUAUAAAUGAAUUGCCAAGGGUAUGCGUGUUGAAAUUACACUUUCUAUUCUACAACCUAAAGCUAAAUAACCUACUCGUUAAAAAAAUGAAAUAUUUGCUUCUUUUUUUUCUAGGAAAAACUAAUAGAAUGUUAUCAUAAUA